AGGUACAGCAAUAACAAUAACACUCUGCCCACUAUUUCCAGGUUGAACAAGAAUCACCGUGCCGCUCAGGUCGCAGAUUAUCCGGCUUAUGGCGUCACAGGCCCCAAUAAGGACGUCUCCCCCACCAGCGGAGACAGGAAGCUCGCCCAGUCCGCUCACAUGUACCAUUAUCAACACCAAAAGCAGCAGAUGAUUGCCCUUGAAAAGUCAUCUGGUGGGGAGCGCCAUGGGUCGACUUCCGACGUGGACUCUGAGGAGGAAGGGGAAGAGAACGAGUAUACUGUGUACGAGUGCCCUGGCCUUGCUCCGACUGGUGAAAUGGAGGUAAAGAACCCACUUUUCCCCGACGACCCAACACCGGCAACACCUUCGAUGAGAAAGGAGGCUGACGACGAAGAGGAAGAGGAAGAAGAACAGAAAGCAAAAUGAAGAGGAACUACUAACGACGGAUAAAAUCACCCUAAAAAGAACAAGCUACCACUGUAUCCAAACAUUGGGGAACUUUGAAAUGAUAGUGUAGGCCAAAUCGUUCUUGAAUAACUAUGUAUUUCAGCUUCGGAAUAAGCUUCUAUAUAUACUAUUUACUGUCAUUUAACAGAAACUGCUUAGCUAUGUGAAAUUCCCUCUUUUCCAGGUUAUGGAGUCGUACUUACGUCUUGGGUGUGCGAAUUUUAGGUACUUAAGUAAAAAGAGUAAUAUAUAUAUAUAUAUGUAAUGGAACUAAAAAUGGUGUUUAGGGAAAUGUACAUAAAGAUCAUACAAGAUUUAUUUACUAAAAGGAGGGGUUUAAAGUCAAGGGGAAAGCAAGACAAAGCUAGUAUAUUAAACUUACCAGCUCUUAAGCAAGAGUAGUUUAGGUUACAACAGCAACUAAGAGAAUUAAGAUAAACCUGGUGUGUUAAGAGAGGAAAGAGAGAGGAAGAAAAAUUAAACAAGACUGAUUAUUUCGGCUAAAGAAAAAGUAAGCUUUAAAGUGAUGUGGAACCUUGUAAGACAAAAAGAGUACACGAACAAGCAUUC
Molecule: messenger RNA, 1020 nt
Organism: Penaeus indicus
Lineage: Eukaryota; Metazoa; Arthropoda; Malacostraca; Decapoda; Penaeidae
Product: neural proliferation differentiation and control protein 1-like
Exons: 3
Cellular component (GO): membrane
Source: RefSeq, a predicted model, not a curated record